AUGUCUUCUGAAAAUAUUUUUGAGCCUAGUCAAUUGUUAACAAUACUUCAACAACGAGAAACUUUUCAAAGUAAUGAGCUUGCUGAACAAUUAAAUAUUGAUCAUCAAAAAAUUGUUGGAGCAAUAAAAAGUUUGCAGAGUCAUGAGGAGUUGGUAGAUGUAAAAGAAAUUAAAAUAUCAAAACUUCAAUUGACACCAGAAGGAGAACAAGUUUUGGCUGAGGGAUCUCAUGAAUAUAGAGUUUUUGAUUUGGUUGGGGAACAGGGUGUUCCUAAAGCGAUUAUUGAUAAAGAAUCUUUUGGACCCAUUGGUUUUGGAAAGGCAAUAUCUGCUGGUUGGAUAACUACAGAAGUCAAAAACGGAGUUAGUUUGGUCGUUAGAAAAGCGAAACUUGUUGAAGACAAAGCUAGGCAUGAGCUUAAACAAAUUAAAGAAGGAACGCAUAAUUUGGAUACAAAAACUAUUGGAAAUUUGAAAAAGAGAAAAUGGAUAAGUGAAAUAUCUGUCAAGGCAUUGAUUGUCUCUAAAGGUCCAAAUUUCAACGAGAAUUUGUCUAAACCAGAAUUGGAUUUGACAACUGAAAUGAUUUCAACAGGUUCAUGGAGGAACAAAAACUUCAAAAAAUACAAUUUUGAAGCAAUGGGAAUAAUACCACAAUCUGGUCAUUUACAUCCUUUACUCAAAGUUAGAGCUGAAUUUAGAGAUAUUUUCUUUCAAAUGGGAUUUUCUGAGAUGCCAACAAAUAAAUUUGUGGAAUCCUCCUUUUGGAAUUUUGAUGCUUUAUUUCAACCACAACAACACCCAUCUAGAGAUUCACACGAUACUUUCUUUUUGACAGAACCAGCAAUUUCCACUGAAUUUCCUAAAGACUAUGUUGAGCGUGUUAAAAAAGUGCAUUCUGAAGGUGGAUAUGGAUCUCUAGGAUACAAGUAUGAUUGGAACAUCAAAGAAGCUCAAAAAAAUUUAUUACGAACACAUACAACAGCUGUAUCUGCAAGACAAUUAUAUUCACUUGCUAAAAAGGUUUCCUUCUGUUAA
Molecule: messenger RNA, 1038 nt
Organism: Meloidogyne enterolobii
Lineage: Eukaryota; Metazoa; Nematoda; Chromadorea; Rhabditida; Meloidogynidae
Source: the annotation of a GenBank genome assembly